UUUGACUCUUUAUGGGUACAUAUAAACACAGCAUUUAGAUGGAUUCUACUAGAAUCCUACGCAUGUUGAUUUCAUAAACCAUAUCCUGUAUCUGUAUAUUCCUUUUAAAUACAGUGUAUAAUAUCUCUGUACUCAUGGAAUAACCAUAAUAUUCUUCAUGAAGAAAUUAACAAUAUAUUGUCUAAAUGCAUGCAGAUAUAACUUGUGCAAAUGUGGGAUGGUCCAAACUCAUUCAAGCGUAAAUCCUGAUGAGAGAAAAGCAAGACACCAGUGUGUUAGUACAAUAACAGCGAGGACUGCGACAGUGUUGUUUAAAGAAUUUAAUCUGCGUUAUUUUAGUCGUCUUUUUUAUCUCUGGAUUAAACCUUUUGUAAACACAAUGGGGACAGUUACAAACUUUCUCCUCUGCAGUAUUGUUGUGGUUAUCGCUCAGGGUCAGGUGAUGUUAGAGGCAGACAGGCCCUCUUUGAAGGUGGAGCUCUUUGGCAAAGCUGUCCUGGAGUGCUGCUACACCCACAAAAUGAAGUCAGUGCAAAUUACUUGGAUCAGACAUGGUCAACAUAAAAACACAACCUUGGAACCACUUGUCAUGCAGUUGUCAGACUCUGUGCACAUAGGAAACACAAAGGCAGUUGACAAAUCGUGUGGCAUCCUAACUUUAAAGCAAGUCAGUCUGAAUGACAGUGGGCUGUACCAGUGUUGGCUAAACGGCAGUGACGUCGAGCUCCACACACAUGGCACCUACCUGCUGGUCUACAAACCACUGGACAAGACAAUAAACCUCAGCGAAAGCACCAAAAACAAGAUCCUGACAGCUGAGGGAAUUUUACUGUUGCUGUGUGUGAUUCUGCCUUCUGCCAACCUUCUCUGCCAGUCAAAGAGAAUAAAUCAAUUGGAGAAGAAGAAAGUGAAGAAGGAAGAGGAAAACAUAUACCAGGGGCUAAAUCUGGACGACUGUUGCACCACAUAUGACCAGAUUGAACGCUCCCAGGCACAUGGCCCGUACGAGGAUGUGUGCAACAUUAUGGAGGAAGAGGAGGAAAUCCAGCUGGAGAAACCUUGAAGGAAAAGGGAAAAAGAAGAAAGGGAGAGUGUUGAGUCUAUGUUAAGAGCUUCAAGUGUGUGAUAUCUGAAUAUCAGGUUCAUUCUUUAACUCAACACUCUUUAAAUCUGGAGUUUUGUACAUAGCCUGCAGUUACAGUUUUAGCAUCUGACAACAUAUUUUUUAAUCAGCUUCUUUAAUUUGAGAGUGAACAUUCAUUUUUGACCUUUGAAACAGCAGCUGUGCUGUGUCCUCAUCAGUAGCUACAGCCCUGCACUCAGUAGCUGUAACACAUGAUCAUCCUCACAAAUAGAGUUGACCCGUAGUCACGGAAUAAGGCCAAAACUCAUUUUUAAUUCAACGAGAAGUCCUUAAAGUGCUCAGAAUGUUUUUUUUUUAACAUCUACAAUGACAUCAGCAACUCCAUCUGCUGAGGAAGAUAUUGUGAUUGAAAGCUCCAGAACUGUUCCUGAGUGGACCUGGUGUCAGCUCCUUUAAUGCUCGUUUUAAAAAUCUAUAGAAAGAAUGUCUUGCAUUUUACUGAAUUACUUUCUGAUGUGUCACAAUGUAUUUGCUUGUGUGCUCUAAGAAUAAAGUUGUGUAAAAAAAAAAAA
Messenger RNA from Siniperca chuatsi (mandarin fish), 1656 nucleotides. RefSeq names its product CD79a molecule, immunoglobulin-associated alpha (gene cd79a). Gene Ontology annotation, biological process: B cell receptor signaling pathway; B cell differentiation. Bases 158 to 1063 code for a protein of 301 amino acids. Gene Ontology annotation, cellular component: external side of plasma membrane; B cell receptor complex. The transcript has 5 exons. The record is from RefSeq and is a predicted model, not a curated record. Lineage: Eukaryota; Metazoa; Chordata; Actinopteri; Centrarchiformes; Sinipercidae.